Octodon degus (degu) is the source of this 2718-nucleotide messenger RNA. RefSeq names its product protocadherin beta-5-like. Bases 1 to 2652 code for a protein of 883 amino acids. Gene Ontology annotation, cellular component: plasma membrane. NCBI's taxonomy places the organism in Eukaryota, Metazoa, Chordata, Mammalia, Rodentia, Octodontidae. Gene Ontology annotation, biological process: homophilic cell-cell adhesion. Gene Ontology annotation, molecular function: calcium ion binding. The record is from RefSeq and is a predicted model, not a curated record. The transcript is spliced from 3 exons.
AUGGAGACUGCACUAGCAACAACGCUGCACAAAAGGCAAGUCGAUUUUAUUGUUAUGCUGUUGUUGUUGUUGUGGGAGGCUGGCUCUGAGGCAAUUAGGUAUUCGAUGCCAGAAGAGACAGAAAGUGGCUACCUGGUGGCCAACCUGGCAGAAGAUCUGGGGCUCAGGGUGGGGGAACUGGCCACUCGAGGUGCGCGAAUCCAUUACAAAGGAAACAGACAGCUCUUGCAGCUUGAUGAAAAGACAGGCAAUUUGCUUCUACGUGAAAAGCUAGACCGGGAGGGGCUGUGCGGGGCGACAGAGUCCUGUGUCGUGCAUUUCCAACUGUUAUUGGAAAACCCGGUGCAGUUUUUUCAAGGCGAGCUGCAACUCACAGAUAUAAAUGACCACUCUCCAGAAUUCUCAGAGAGGGAAACGCUUCUUAAGAUCCCUGAGAGCGCGCAUCCAGGAACUGUGUUCCCUUUGAAACUAGCCCAAGACCUUGACAUAGGGAGCAACACUGUUCAGAACUACAUGGUCAGCCCCAACACCCAUUUUCACGUGCUCACUCACAGUCGUGGGGAUGGCAGAAAAUAUCCAGAGCUGGUGCUGGAUAAAGUGCUGGACCGGGAGGAUCAGGCCGACCUCAGCUUAAUCCUCACUGCUGUAGAUGGUGGGGAUCCCCCCAGGUCGGGGACCACCACAGUGCACAUUGACGUCGUGGACAUCAAUGAUAAUGCCCCUGAAUUUUUACAGUCGCUCUAUGAAGCCCAGGUUCCUGAGAACAGUGCCCUGAAUUCCGUCGUUCUUACGGUCUCUGCCCGAGAUUUAGAUACAGGACCAUAUGGGAGUGUACUCUAUACUGUAUUCCAAGGCAAUGCUUUUACAGAACCAUUUGUAAUAGAUGAAAGAACAGGAGAAAUUCGUCUGAAAAGAGUUUUGGAUUUCGAGGAAACCAGAUAUUAUAAUGUAGAAAUUGCAGCCACAGAUGGUGGAGGACUUUCGGGAAAAUGCACUGUAGCUAUAGAGGUGUUGGAUGUGAAUGACAAUGCCCCUGAGCUGACCAUGUCCACCCUGAGCAGAUCUAUCCCGGAAAACUCCCCAGAGACAGUAGUUGCUGUUUUCACUGUUUUUGAUUCAGAUUCUGGGGACAAUGGAAAGAUGAUUUGUUCCAUUCAGAACAAUCUCCCUUUCCUUUUAAACCACACUUUCAAGAAUUUUUACACCUUAGUGACAGAGAGCCCAUUGGACAGAGAGACAAGAGCCGAGUACAACAUCACCAUCACUGUCACAGACUUGGGGACACCCAGGCUCAAAACCCAGCACACCAUAACAGUGCAGGUCUCCGACGUCAACGACAACGCCCCCACCUUCACCCAAUCCUCCUACACCCUCUUCGUCCCAGAAAACAACAGCCCCGCCCUGCUCAUAGGCACCAUCAGCGCCACAGACAGAGACUCAGGCUCCAAUGCCCAGGUCACCUACUCGCUGCUGCCGCCCCAACACCCGCACCCGCACCCGCAGCCGCAGCCGCAGCCGCAGCCGGACCUCGCCUCGCUCGUGUCCAUCAACGCCGACACCGGGCAGCUGUUCGCGCUGCGGGCGCUGGACUACGAGGCCCUGCGCGCCUUCGAGUUCCGCGUGGGCGCCNUAGAUGGUGGGGCUCCUCCCCGGACAGGAACCGCAGAGAUUCAGAUACUGGUUCUGGACAGCAAUGACAACGCCCCCGAGUUUGCCCAGCAGCUUUAUGAGGCAAUGGUCCCUGAAAAUAACCCUCCUGGCUCUCUGAUUAUCACUGUCUCCGCAAUCGAUUUAGAUGAAGGGUCCUUCGGGAAGGUAUCUUAUGCACUAUUUCAAGAUGAGGACGUUAACCAAAAUUUCGAAAUGAAUGCACUUACUGGAGAGAUACGAUUAAGAAAAACUUUGGAUUUUGAGGAAGUUCAGUCUUAUCACUUGGACGUUGAGGCCACUGAUGGAGGUGGAUUAACAGGAAAAUGCUCUUUAAUCAUUCAGGUUCUGGAUGUCAAUGACAAUUCUCCUGAACUAACUAUGUCCUCGCUCUUUAGCCCCAUCCCAGAAAACUCCCCAGGAAUCAUAGUAGCAGUUUUCAGUGUUUCAGAUGCAGACUCCGGAUAUAACCAACAGGUUAUUUGUUCCAUAGAUGAAAAUAUCCCUUUUCUUCUAAGGCCAUCUGUAGAAAAUUUCUACACCCUGGUAACAGAUGGAGCACUGGACAGAGAGAAUAGAGCCACAUACAACAUCAGCAUCACCAUUACCGACUUGGGGACACCCAGGCUCAAAACCCAGCACACCACAACAGUGCAGGUCUCCGACGUCAACGACAACCUGGUGGUGGCGCUGGCCGCCGUGUCGUCGCUCUUCCUGCUGUCGCUGCUGCUCUUCGUGGCGCUCAGGCUGUGCAGGAGGAGCGGGCCGGCCGCGCUGGGGGUGUGCUCGGCGGCGCCCGAGGGCCCCUUCCCUGCCCACCUGGUGGACGUCAGCGGCACGGGGACGCUGUCGCAGUCCUACCAGUAUGAGGUUUGCCUCACUGGAGGCUCUGGGACAGAUGAGUUUAAAUUCCUCAAGCCCAUUAUCCCCAACCUCCCUCUUCAGGGAACUGCUAGGGAAAUAGAGGAAAGUUCCAGCGUUCGAAAUAGCUUCCUUCUCAGUUAAGUAUUGAAUCACUCUACAUGCAUGUUGUUUGUGAUGUUUCUUAAUUCAUUUUUAUUCUUGGGCUGA